Molecule: messenger RNA, 3602 nt
Organism: Tachyglossus aculeatus (Australian echidna)
Lineage: Eukaryota; Metazoa; Chordata; Mammalia; Monotremata; Tachyglossidae
Gene: CPSF7
Product: cleavage and polyadenylation specific factor 7
Biological process (GO): mRNA alternative polyadenylation
Cellular component (GO): mRNA cleavage and polyadenylation specificity factor complex
Molecular function (GO): mRNA binding
Source: RefSeq, a predicted model, not a curated record
CACCCCGCCGCGAGGGGAAGGGCGGGGCUCUUUUGGCGAGAGCGGUUCGCGCGCUCGGGGCCUAGUGGGGACGCGCCGUCGCCGCCAUAUUCCCGGACCACCUUCUCUCUUCCCGCUCUCAUUCCUCGGGGUCGUCAUCCCGCGCCCGGAGUCAUGUCAGAGGGAGUGGAUUUGAUCGAUAUUUACGCCGACGAGGAGUUCAACCAGCCCAGGGCUGAGAAGAUGAAGGAAGAUGCCCCAGAAUGCCCCAGACCUUCUGAAUCAAAGUUGGAAAAGGGAUGGGGAGCAAAUGUGCAAGACUCGGAGUUCAGCAAUGCAGAUCAGAUCGACCUAUAUGAUGAUGUGCUGGCGGCCAGCGCCCAGCCUUCUGAUGAUCAGAGUGCCAGCGCUGAGCCGCCGCCUCCCAUUCGUCAGGAGCAGUCUCCCAAGCCCAACAGCAAGUCUCCUGCCAUCCUGUACACCUACAGCGGACUGCGCAAUAAGCGGGCGGCCGUCUACGUGGGCAGCUUCUCCUGGUGGACCACCGACCAGCAGCUGAUCCAGAUUAUUCGCUCUGUGGGAGUCUACGACGUGGUGGAGCUGAAGUUCGCCGAGAACCGAGCCAACGGGCAGUCAAAAGGGUACGCUGAGGUGGUGGUGGCCUCUGAGAAUUCCGUCCACAAACUCCUGGAGCUCUUGCCUGGCAAGAUCCUCAAUGGGGAGAAAGUGGACGUGAGGCUGGCCACCCGGCAGAACCUGUCACAGUUUGAGGCGCAGGCUCGGAAACGUCCUCCUUGCAAAAUCCCGCCCUGCUUUGGGCCUCAGCUGCCAGGAGUGCCGCCGCGGGCCCAUUCCCGAGAUUCCAGCGACUGCGCUGAUGGACGGGCCACACCCACUGAGAGCCUUGUGCCCCCACCUCCCCGUGUGCUGCCCUACUUCAACCGCCCCCCUUCAGCUCUCCCCCUAAUGGGGCUGCCCCCACCCCCCAUCCCCCCCCCGCCGCCUCUCUCCUCGGGCUUUGGGGUCCCGCCUCCCCCUCCUGGAAUCCACUACCAGCAUCUCCUGCCCCCUCCCCCCCGACUGCCUCCCCACCUGGCCGUGCCUCCCCCCGGGGCCAUCCCCCCUGCUCUCCACCUCAACCCGGCCUUCUUCCCCCCACCGAACGCCGCACUGGGUCCCCCGCCGGAUGCUUAUAUCAAGGCGUCCGCGCCCUAUAACCACCACGGCAGCCGAGAGCUGGGCCCUCCGCCCUCUACUGUGAGUGAAGCUGAGUUUGAGGAGAUCAUGAACCGAAACAGAGCCAUCUCCAGCAGCGCCAUUUCCAAAGCGGUGUCUGGAGCCAGUGCAGGGGAUUACAGCGACGCCAUUGAGACUCUGCUCACAGCCAUCGCCGUCAUCAAACAGUCCCGUGUCGCCAAUGACGAGCGCUGUCGGGUCCUCGUCUCCUCCCUCAAGGACUGUCUUCAUGGCAUCGAAGCCAAGUCCUACAGCGUGGGCGCCGGGGGGAGUUCUUCCAGGAAGAGACACCGGUCUCGCGAGCGGUCACCCAGUCGGUCCCGUGAGAGCAGCCGGAGGCACCGGGACCUGCUCCACAAUGAGGAUCGGCACGAGGAUUAUUUCCAAGAAAGGAACCGGGAGCACGAGAGGCACCGGGACAGAGAAAGGGACCGGCACCACUGAGGAAGGAGUCCGAUUGGAAGGAAAUUUUUUUUUAACGGACUUGCAUCUCCUCACCUCGAUCAGGACUAAAGGACGGAGGCCGCCCCACCCUCUCCCCCUUCCCCAAGCCCCCGACUCCCUCCAGCCACCCCGGGAAUGAACGCCCGCUGCCCUCCGAGACCGAAGAGGGCCCGGCUGCCCUCCUUAACCCGUCCGGGGCCCCGGCGCUGCCCCCGCUUGCCUGAGGGAAGACCAAUAGACAGGGUGGAGCUGGCAGGAACGGGGAAGCAGCAGGUUGGGAACGUCUGGGCCCCGACGAGAAAUGGUGCUCUGUCCACAGAAGUCUGUGGGUCUCUGACUCUCCCGGGCGGCCGAGAGAAAGCCGAUGUUCCUAGGGAGGGGUCCGGAGAGGGGCACCAGACUCGCGGGGGCCAACAAUGUGUGUGUGAGUGAUUGUGUGGGUGAGUGUGCGCGUGUCCCAACUCUCCCCUUACUGCACUUCUCUGACCAAGCCUUCGGCCUCCCAUCCCUCCGCGGAGGGGCCGUGCAAGAGCCUGCUUCCUUCCAGCUGCUCCCGCCCCACUGUCCCGCGUCGACGGUUCAUUUCCCCAGAUCUUCCCGAGUGACUCGUGACCCCCGCCUGCCCCCGUUGCCCUGGCGCUGCCCAGCCCCCUGCGUGCGCGUCUCCCCCCCGGCCCCCGAAGAGCCUGUCUGGCCUCGGCGAGCUUGCCGCCGUCCCCCUCCAAAACCCCGCAACACAUUAAAGGUUCAGGAGGGCUCAGCAAAGUACCGCUUCCCCCGAUCGUUCCAAUGCUUUGGCUGCUUGUCAAUCAGUGCCCCCGCGCAAAUGGACAUUCCCUUUCUCCCAAGCUUCCGCCCGGCACCCCCCCGAGUCCUUUCCCCAACAGGGACCGCUUCCUUGUCGGGCGGGCCAAGGUUCCUCGGCCUCGGCAGUGGCGGCGAACGGUUUGACGUCCCGCCAGCGGGAAAGGCGCUUGGGAUGCGGGCGGGAAGUGGAGUGGACGGGGGCCGGAGGGAGAGGAUGGAGAGGAGACAGCGACUUUUCUCAGAGGUGUGAGGGAGCAUGUGCCUCCCUCUUCCUUUCCCAAAGCGUCACCCUUUUCAGAGUCCAUCAGACUUCCCGCCCUUGGAGCGUGAGCCCUCUAAGGCCGGGGAUCCUCUCAGAUCGGCACAUUCUUACCCCGGCGAAAGGGUGAGGGAGAAACCGGGCCCCAACCUCUUAUCUCCGCCGCAACUCGGAACGGCGGAGAGGCCCGCUCGGCACGUGGGCAUCUGAAUUGGCACGCGGGUGUUGCCAAGUAGAGAGGCUUUGGCCGACACAUUGGGUUUCGUUAGGAGAGAGAAGGCGGGACGCUGGGUCUCGGCAGCGGGGGCCCAGAGAGCCAAAGGGAACGAGGGAGGCCGGAUUAGAUCGCGCCAUCCUCCACCACACGUAAAUAUAUUUCCGAAACCGGCCUUGGCUUGGCACUGAAUGAAUUUUCCUCCCGGGUCAGGGAGACACAUUCCCUUGGGGCAGAGGGGAAGGGAUGGCGGCUUUCCCCCCUCACCCUCCUCCCAUUCCCACCCCAACCUCCAUUUCCGGCCGAGUGUUAAGUGGCGUGUUUAUCCGGGAGAGCAGCUCCGGGUGUCUUUUUAAAAUGUACAGAAAAACCAAGUGAGGUGACAGUUAUUCGAGGAAAAAAAAAAAAUGUAAAAUAACCAGAAACCUGUUGGCCCGGAGAAAGUCUGUGUUUUCUUUAUCCGUCUGUUUUGUUUUUUACUUGAUGACACUUUUUUUAGUUUUAUUUCCAGAUAGUGGAAGAAGAAAAAAUUUAAAAAAGCCCUAAAAAAAAAAAGCAGAAGGCCAAGGCCCCGUCCCCCUGUUGUCGGUGAUUUGAUUUGUUUGUCUCUUUCUGAUAGGUUGGAAAUUGUGUAAUAAACUUGAUGACGCUGUCAAUCUUUUA